GUGCCACUACAGUCAAAGGACUUUCGUAGUACAUCAGCACAGAAAGAGGUGGCGCCAUUUUGUAGGAAGUCUUACCCACAAAAUGGCAGUGUGCAACUUAUUAACCCUUUAAAGACCAACCGUCUAGUCCAGCAGACCAGUUCACGGAUUGAGCUCCCCAGUAACUUCACCCAUACUCAUGCAACAUCAACAGAGUAGUACUGAAACUGCACAUGGGUGCACUGAAGUCCCAUUGAGGACUUCAAUCAUCAGCCCAGUUGCUGUCACCACCAGUAGUACUGCCUGUCGGCCACAGCACGCAGGGACAGCUGCAGCAGCACAGGAGCCGACCGCGGUCCAGUCGCCCGGAUGAAGUCGUGCUACCGCCCCGCCAGGCUCUGGCAGAGACAGCCAUAGACAAUUUAGGGGGCGGGCUCUCUCGGAUUUCUUCGCACCUUGUCAUUGGCUGUAAUCAUACAGUUGUAUAACGUACGUACAAUUUCGGGCACAUUGUCUGAAAAUGCGCAAAUAAAGAAAAUGGAGGCGGAUCUGGCUCCAGCGCUGCUAUCUGGAGCACAAGGAGCUGUGUAGUCUACGUCGUGCGGGAAAAACACUUUGUCUUUUUGACUGUACGACUCACAGUCCAGAAAGGAAAAAAAAAAGGGUCUCCAGUCCUGACUCUUGUUUCCCAGGGAAGACGGAAGCCAUCUACAAGGACAGUGGCUUUCUCCGUGUACUGGUGAAGAAAAGACGACAUGUGAUGUCUUCUAACCGAGUGUGUGAAGUGAUUAUUACAACACGGACGAUGUAGCCGAUGAGCCACAAAGGAAACCCGGCGGUGAAGCACACAGGAGCCACACGGAGCACCGAUCUGGCAGCCAGGUUUGAUGUCUUACAAGAUUUAGAUGCCAGCAGACAUUUUACCAGGUUUCCAUUCAGAUGUAACCCACAUCAUCCUGGAUAAUCCUGGUCCCUUUAUGUCCAAGAAAAGGAUUGGGUAAAAUAAGCCCCAGCUUCCAGUCCCUGCAGAGAAUGGCUCAUGAGUGGGAUUCAUACUUCCAUAACAUUUCAUCUCUAUCAUCGGAUUCAAGCACUUUGAGAAAGACAUCAGAAUCAGAGGGUCUUCCCCAGCACAUAGAGAACCUCAUUGGAAACCAUGACUUCUCUGGCACAGUGGCUUCACAUGAAACACCUGCAACAAACUCAGACUCAAACUUCAACACAAACUUUUACUCCAAUCCCAGUACUGGAAUUUCCAGAUCAGACUGUGUUUAUCAACAAUACUACAAGGAAAUGACAUGGCAAGCUGAUGGAGAACAAAUGGAAAAAGAUUACUUGCCAGAUUUUGCCACAGAUGGAUUAUCAACACCAACAUCUUUUUCUUCUACAUCUUUUGCAGCAGAUUUACAAGGACUUAAGCAAGACUGUGGAAUGCUAGCUACAUCAUUUCUUGAGGACUAUUCAGAUGUCAGUAGCUGCUCAGAUGCAGAUGUGGCUGAAACAAGAUCCUCUUGUAAAUUUAUGGCAAGUAAUUCGGUUCCAAAACCUAAAACUGAUAUUUCUGUAAAACAUAACUCAUCGGACUGGCUUUUCACUCAUACUGAUAAUGUGACAUUUCCUACUGAGAGUCUAUGCCCUAAUAUGUCAGACACUAAUGUAAUUUUUUCAAGUCCAUCAGAUGUGAAGGCAGGAGAAAACACUGUUGAACAUACACAAUGCAAGAUGGAAAGUCCAGUAAACACUGUCAAAUCUUGUGCUGGACACAAUCAGACCUCUACUACAUCGAACAUGAUGAUGACUACAGGGAGUGUGACUGUAAAGGAUAUAAAUUAUCAUAAUUGUCAAGAUCAGAAAGAAAAGGAGGAUGUGGAAAAAGACCUCACUCAAGAAAAUCAUUCAAACAUUUCGAUAGGGACCCAUGAAAACCUUACUGGUGAUGGAAUAGAGAAGUACCAGGAUGGCAAGAAGGACAAGCAGAUCACUGCAACUGCACCUAAUAUCAUGAAUACAAUUGACAAUGAGCAAGAUUACUUGGAUGAAAAACUCCUAAGAAAGGAAAUGGAGGAAUCAUUCAACCAAGAAAAUAAGGGAUUUGAUUAUUCCAACCCCACAGAUGGUCACGAUAGAAAUAUGAGAGAGGAUGAGCAGGACAAAAGUAACGGCUUAAAAGAGGAAAUAAAGGAAUCGGGUUCAUCAGAAAAUGAGGUUUUGGAUGAGCAGAAAUCCACAAAUCCCAAAUCCAUUGAGGGUCAAGAUGAAAAUAUGGAGACUGACUUUCGGGAGAAAGAUAUUCCGUCAAAUGUCUCUCAAUCUUCAGAUGAAAAGGUGUCCGAUUGUAAAGAUACUUCUCACGAACUGAGGGGAUUCACAAGUACCUUGAAAAGCAAUGCCAGUAACAAGAAUGAGCGAGGUGUUGCAAGAAACCCAGAAUCCUGCUUAGAUCCAAAUGGCUCCAACACGGAUGUAAACCCCUGUAUCGAAAAAGAAUGUGCAGCAGAGAAGACAAAUACUACUUCUUCCUCAGGUACAGAUUGUAAUGGUUCUGGUGUCACCAGUGACAGUUCAUCUAUUGAUAGUGACAAGAACAAGCAAGGUAUUGCUGGUCAUAUAGAAGCAUGCUUGCAGCCAAAAAGCUCAAGCACAGACAUACAUUCCAGUUUAGAAGAGGAAAUGAGAAAAGAAGAAACCACAACCUCUUCAACAGAUCCAGAUUGCAGUGGACCUGCUGUGACUAGUGACAAUAAACAACAAAGUGAUUUUAAUAGUUCAGAACAGUGCUUAAAGACAAACAUCUCAAGCACUGACAUAAAUCCCUGUCCAUCAGAGAAUACAAAUACAACCUCUUCUCUAGAUCAGCAACAAUCACUACAUCAAAGUCCCAUGGGCCUAGAAUCAGAAAGCUUGAUUGAAGAUGUUGCUGAAAAUGCAAGAGAGUCAUUUGAAGAGCUGGAUAUAGCCACUGAGGAACCAUCAGUGCUUAGCAUGGUGUAUGGUGAACCUCUAUCAAGAGAAGACUCGUCAUGUGACACUGAUGAAACAAAACUUGACACACGUCAACAUAAAGUCACUUCUUUGACCACACCUGAUGGUAACACCAUGAACCAUUCAGAAGGACAAGCACCUAGCAACCAGCAACUAAAAUCCUCUCUACAAAUGAGGAAACGCCUGCAGCCUGUUGUAAUAUUGAAAACCUUAGAGUCAGUAAACGUAACAAGUAACUCAUAUCAUUGCGCAGGUUGCCAACACACAGAGAACAAUGUGGAUCAUCUAAUUGAACACCACUAUUGUUGCCAUUCAGUACACAGUUUCCAGCAUUGUAACACUUGUAAUAUCUACCUGUUGAGAAAUGAACCAGAAGAAAAACAUUUGUGUUAUGGAACUAGAGAAAGCCCCGAACUUCCUUCUAAUCCCAGCCAACACAAGAAAAAACAUCACGGCCGCCACAAGUGCAUUAGGUGUGGGCUGACAUUUUCAAAAAUAAUUCAGUAUAUCAAGCAUAUGCGGACUCACACUGGCAAAACACCUUUUCAGUGUAAGGGAUGUGGAUUAUAUUUUGCACAGGCUGGUAGCCUGCAAAGACACAAGCGUAUACCUGGUAGAUGCAAGCAGUCAAAACUUCCAGUUACAAAUACUGAUGCUGUUAUCAACAAAACUACAACACUACCAGUUAAGGACUUGGUACUGAACAAACCAUAUGCAAAUCUACCUGAAUGUUACGUAAAGCUUGUUGACAUCUCCAAAACUAACCUGUGUCGUGUAUGUGGUAAAACGUUCUCAACUGAAGAGAAGGCCAAAAAGCACUUCUACAACGUGCACAAGGGAAAGAGUUUGGUGGUUUUGCCCAGUCGCUGUACCACAAAACCUAAUGAUGAGAACAGUGAAAAAGCAAAGAAUGAGAUAAAAGGAAAAUAUAAAUGUCCUCUUUGUCCACGGCUUUUCAAGUACUCAUACAACAGGGCUCGACAUUUGCGUGACUGUGUCAGAGAUAAAGUAUAUGGUGGCAAGGGAAAAAUUGGUGGUAAAUACCGAUGUCCCUUGUGUCACACUACCUUCACUAUGGCAUCCAACCGAUACAGACAUAUUAAAACAGUUUGCCUCCGAGACUGUCUUAAUCGGCUGGCAAAAGAGAGGGCAAACACAAGGCAAAAUGUUAAACAGGACGAAACAAAGGAAAUUGAACAGAAAACAGUGUCAAAGGAAAAUGAACAGAGAACACAGUCAAAGGAAAAUGAACAGAAAAAACAAGCACCCCCAGCUUUAAAAGCCCACAAGAAUGUACCACGUUACAAGUGCAAUCUUUGUCCAGCAGUUUUUUGUCAUGCUUCUGGAAAGUACAGACACAUGAAGAAACAUGAGUUGUUUAAACUCACUGGCAAAAUGUUCAGGUACAGGAAUUCCGUUUUCUCUACACUGUGUAAACCAGCAACUUUAGGUAAUAUAAAAGAAGAGAGUAAGGGUGGCUUAAAAUCAAUUGAAGCAAAUCUUUCUCUAAGCUGUCAUUUUUGUGGAAAAUGUUUUGGCACGUCACAGUCACUGAAGAAACAUGAGCGCAAUCACAGAGGCGAAAGACCAUACCGCUGUCUGGAAUGUGGAAAACGAUUCAAGAAACGUGCCUAUCUGAUUGGACAUAAAAUUGUUCACCAGAAGAGGAUACAGUGCACUGUCUGCAGAAAAAUUCUUCCAACUAUUGGGGAGCUAAUCCAGCACACAAGCUCGCAUCUUAAAAAGGGAAAGCUUCAAUGCCCAGACUGCCAUCUGCAGUUCCAGUAUCCUGCACAUCUCCUCAGGCAUCUAGACAGCCACAAAAAUAGAGAAAACAAGGCAUCUCAGCUUGAAGAGAGACCACAAUUAAAACCACAGCAGUCCUUGGAAACUGUAAAAGAGCAGAGUGGACCAAAGCAGCUACAGUGUUCCUUAUGCAAAGAGGUGUUUGAUGAUGCCCAAGUACUAAGAAAACAUUGUCUUACACACAUAUCUGGGUCCUCGUCAAACCAGUGUCCAUUUUGCAAACACAAUUUCACUACUCGCCGCUAUUUGCUGCGCCACAUGAUCAAACAUACUGGAGCCAAACCCUUUUCCUGUAAUGACUGUGGAAAACAGUUUUACCGUGACUUGUACCUUAAACUUCACAGUGAGAAGUGUUUACCUGCUCAAACCAGACGCCUUGUCGCAAUGGAGUCCAACAUGAAGACAAAGGGUUCACAUCAUUGUUCCUAUUGUCCACGGGUGUUUUCGAAGAAAAACCGCCUGAAAAGUCAUCACCGUGGUCACAACACAAACUCUCUGCUUCUAUGCUCCAGAUGUAGACAGUACUUUGGAUUUAGAAAAUUAAACCAACAUCAAAGGAACUGUGUGGGGACAGAGCUCAACACUGGCUUAUCAUCUCCUAAUGGCAAUUUCAGUAAAAGUGCUUCUCAGACAAGUGAUAAAAAGGCUUUACAGUCCAAGAUGCUUCAGUUUAAAUGUACUCACUGUACACAGAGGUUCAGGUACAAAUCAUUACUCUUGAGACAUCUUGUUUCACAUACUGGUGUGCAACCCUAUGCAUGUGUUCACUGUGGCCACAGAUAUCGAACCCAGACAAUGUGUUUGCAGCACGAAGUUUUCUGUGAUGGCGAUUACAAAGAGGGCCAAGCAAAACUCAAAAGUGGUGCGGCAAAAAAAUUGUCAAACAUACCUGCUCUCAGAGAGGCAGGACAAAAGCCCCAAGCAGAAGGUGAAGCUGAAUACAAGUGCAAAUUCUGCACCAAGACUUUCAUGAAAUCACGAAACCUGAGACGUCACAUCUUGACACAUAAUGAAGUGAAGCCUUAUCGCUGCAAAGCUUGUGACAGCUGCUUUUCAAGGUAUGAUCAUCUAAAAGUACACCAGAAUCGUUGUAAAGGGAAAAGAUCAAGAUUGGAAGUCUGUAUUCCCAAAAUCAGUUUAGAUGAUGUUGGCAAGGGUUGGCAAAAUAGGUUUGGCAUAGGGCCUGCUGAAAAACAGGAGACAUUUGAGUGUGAACUCUGUGUAAGGAGCUUCUCAACUCAAUCUAAACUUUCUCGACAUAACACUAUGUUCCAUGUUGCAAAAUUAUUCAAGUGCACACGCUGUGGCGCAUCAUUUGCUCAUGAAAAAUCUAUGAAAAAGCAUAGGAAGAUGAGAAAGUGCAGAAAGGUAUCCAAAGAAACAAAUGCUUCUCUACCACUGGAAACUAAUCCACCAGCAGAAAAUGUGACCACAGCCCUUGAUGGGGUGAGAAGCCGAGUUAUUCAGAGGAUCCAGCCUCAUUUCAACAAAAAGUACAAAUACGUAUGUAAUUAUUGUCCCCGUGCUUUUGGAAACAGUUGGCAAUUAGGCGUGCACACCCGCCUGCACACAGGAGAGAGGCCAUAUGCCUGUGAUUUUUGUGGUCAGGGAUUUAUUAGGAAGGAUUAUCUACAGCGUCAUUUCCAGAAAUGCACCGAGAAAGUGCUCUGUGACAAAUGUGGAGGAUUUUUCCCAAAAGUCAAGCUUGAAAAUCACAAAAAAUGUUGCACUUCAGCACCAAGCUUAUCGAAGUCAGCAGUUUGCCAAAGCCAACAGUCGAUUUCUCAGAGCCCACCAAAAGGGUUUUCUUGUGCAUACUGUAGUUCCCGGUUUUUGCUAUUUUCACAGCUCCAAGAGCAUUUUUUAGAUGCACACAAGAUGGAAACAAUGGCCCCACCAGUGUCAACUGCUCCCCUACAACACCAUCUGUCAAAUAUACCAAGCAUCAAAGAAGAGCCUUUGGAUGAGAGUUGUGACGAACGGCUUAGUGAUGGUGCUAGUUUAAUCUGUAAACUAGAUACAGCUCUUGAUGGGGAGGUCCCCAAACCAUUGUCUUGCCCGGAGUGCAAUAUGUCCUUUUCAAAUAAAGCUGGACUAACUGGUCAUCUGCGUGUACACACAAUGGUGCAUCCUUUUUACUGUAAAACAUGCAAGAGAGGCUUCUGGAAUAAAAGUCUUCUCCGCAAUCACAACAGGAAAUGCAGAUAUGGACAUAUUUCACGGAGGAAAACAACCCAGGAGUUGGAAGUCCCUUUGAAAGCAGAGCUUGAUUUUGCACUGAAUGACUCUGUUCUGGUGUUCAAAGAAGGCUCCAAAACAACUGGCACUGGGGUUUUGCAGACCAACUUCUCAUGUAAAGAGGACUUUAUGGAUGAAUCUCCACAAAAUUCAGAAGCAAAUGAGGUGCAAGGCAACUCAAGCAAAGAGAAGAAAGCUGUGCAGUACCAGUGUUCAGAAUGUGACCAGAGCUUUACAGAUGGCUUAAUGCUCAUUAGUCAUCUUGAAGACCAUGGACGACAGGAACAAGAGAAAAAGCGCAAUACAUGUAGUAAGUGUGGGCGGGUAUGUACUAGUCCAGGAAAUCUUGAAAAACACAUGAAGAUUCAUGGAGUCAAUAAGAAAUACUCUUGCCCUGACUGCGACAAGACGGUUGACACCUUAUCUGAUUUGGAAAUCCACAGAACAUGUCAUGACUCCAAUAGACCUUGUGCUUGCAAACUGUGUAAUCAGAGGUUUUGGACAAGAGCAUCUUUAUGUAAUCAUUACAGUCAAGAUCAUCCAGAUGAUGUAUAUAAUUGCCGUUUCUGUAACAAGACCUAUGCAGCUAAAAAAUCGCUGGCAAGACACUAUAGGAAAUGGCAUCAAAAAGAGCUGAAGGAUCGUGAAAGUACUGUACAGGAAAAGAGCAGCACUGAACAACAAUCCUCUGGUCUGGUCAGUACGACUGGUGAAAGUGAUGCAGAUGAAAAUAAUGGCACUGAGGACAGCGACUCAGACUCUGCACCAUACUUCCCGUGCCAUGUGUGUGGCAAGACGUUUCCAACAUCAGAAAGUCUUGAGGAUCAUCAGCGGUGUCACCUGGGUGAAAAACCGCAUGAAUGUGCAGAAUGUGGUAGAUGUUUUUUCCAGGCAUCCCAGUUGCAGCAGCAUCAACGAAUGCACAAGUCUGAAUUUCAGUGUCAGGCAUGCGGCAGGGGUUUUGUCUCUCUCUUUGCACUGCGCAAACAUAAGCAUACUCAUGGAAAGAGCCGUCCUCACCGUUGUCCCAAGUGUGACUUCAGUUUCACAGGGCCCUCACAGUUGGCAGAACACAUGUCCACCCACCGCGAAGAAAACUUCCCAUGUGACAUAUGCAAUCUAGUGUUUCCUUCCAAGAGCAGUAGAGCUGAACAUCGGAAAAGACACUCUAAAUCAGGUCACCCACCUUCAGUUUCAUGGAAAGAACAAGAAAAGUCUGCUUCACUUUCUGAAAGCUCAUCAGUAUUUAACAAAGAACUUAAAUAUCGCUGUGGUGUUUGCAGUGAGCGUUUCAGAGACCCAGAAGAGCUCUCUGAGCACGGUUGCAUGGCAGCCAAAGAGCGACCAUACUCCUGUUCAGAAUGCGAUAAACAUUUUCUGCAUGCAUCUCACCUAAAAAAGCACAGGAACACCCAUCAACUAUCAUGGUCUAAUAAUGAAUAUCCAUGUAAUCUCUGCAACAAUAGCUUUUCCUCAGCUCAGCACUUCAUCAACCAUCUCAAGAGCCAUGUUGAUACAGGAAUUAAACGUAAGACUGAAGGUAAAGACGGAGGUCCUUCACAUGCUUUCAUAUGUCCAGUUUGCCAUCAGUGCUUUGCCAGUGCCGGCGAAUUGAUUGGUCAUUUCCCCGCGCAUCUUGACAGAUCAUCUGGAUGCAAAAUUUGUACAGAACACGAGUGUCUUCACCUGACAUCAACUACUGAAUUUGAAUGCACAAAGUGUGGCCAGAGCUUUUUGGGAAAGGAUGCGUUCUGUCAGCACCACUGUUCCCACCAACAGCACACAGUAACUGAGAACGAGUACUCAAAUCCAUCAGCCCCUCCAACUUAUCAUCAAGCAGUAGGAGAGGAGGAGGAGGUUGAUGUUACCGGAGAGGACUUGUACAAUUGCCCUGUUUGCUCAAUGCAGUUCUCUUCUAAAAGUGUUCUUUUGGAACAUCAAAAUAAACAUCUCCCAAAUGACAAGCCAUUCAAAUGUGGGAUUUGUGGAAAAACAUUUGCCGUGAAGCGGUACCUUAGAGAGCAUGAGCGAAGGCAUCGUCAAAGAUAUGCUGCUCAAACCACUGCCCAAUUGACAGGAAACAAGCUCAGAUGUACCCAGUGUCAGACCGAAUUCAAUACGGCACAAGAUCUGUCGUUGCAUAUGAGAUUGCAUGCAGAGAAAGAAGUUGGAGAUUACCGCUGUGACAUGUGCUACAAGUCAUUCAGCCAGUGGUCUCUCCUUAAGCAGCACCAAGAGAGUCAUGUUGGCCAAGUUGUAUAUGAAUGCAAUGAAUGCGACAAAGCCUUUGCUUUUCCUCACCUACUGGAGGAACAUCAACAGACUCACGUUGGGUCCUCUCAGUAAUGGUUGUUACCUACCAUCUACCUUCUUUUCUUGAAAUCCCUUUCAUGCCUUACAUCUGACUUUGUAUGGGACUUAUCUUUAUUCAACAGCAAAGUCUUUCAAUUUGAGAGCAUGACGUCAUGAUUUCACAUUCAGAUUUUGUAAUGCUUUCCCUCAAAGCCCUGCCUUCACACUCAAAAAGACUCCUUGCACUUUGAUUUGCUCUGCCUCUGCUCUAACAGUAUGCUUGCACUCAGAUGUAUUGUAACUUGCAAAGAUAUCCUGCACUCUAUCUUCAACCCUUCUCCUCACACUUAGGCAGCUUCUGUGCAGUUGUGAAGCAGAAUUCCAGGUGUAGUGUUGACCAAUGAAUCGAUCCCUGCCUCAUUGUAGGUGCGGUCACUCUUUAGUCUGCAAAUAUGAUUCACUAAUUUUAUAGAAUUAAUAGCACAAUUACAAUAAAAAAAACUUUGGCGGUCCAUAAGUCAUGCUCUCGUUUUGGAAGACUGCACUCUUGAAUGAGGAUAAGAGAAAAGCCCCAUUAGUGUACCUCCACUAUUUGUUUUUUUUUAGCUGUUGAUGGAUGCUUGCAAAGCUCUUGGCUCAUGUCAGUAUGAUAGGGCAUCCUCCUGAGUUUCUAUUUACAUUGUAUAUUUUUCUGGUUCUGAAAUUGGAAUUUGUAUACCCUAGAUUAGCCACAUAGUUACUUGACAGUGUUUGUAAAUCUAUGACAAAAUUGUGUAAAGCUGUUUAAUAUUCUGGUUGAUGAAUAUAGACAAAACAUGAUGGCAUAAGAUUCAUGAAAUGUCUUGGAUAAUGGCUGACAUUUUUGAUCGAACAUCGUCAUGUUUGACACUUAUUUUGAAACCGUUUAUAGUCAGUUUUGUUAUAAUAUGUAAAAUAGAUUCAAAAUGGUCAUUUUAAUCGAUUGGAUUUUUUUAUGACUGUUCAUGUACUAUAGAUCAUUUUGUAAUUUUCCGUUUUCACAUUUCCCUGUGUUUGUCAUGGGUUGCAUUUUUGAUAUUGAUAAGCAUCUUGUACAGACUCAAAAUGUUCUAAUUGAAUAUUCUUUUCUCAAUCCAAGGAUGUUACUUUCUUAAGAAAUUUAAGUUGAUGCAUUCAAUUAAGGAGUAAAGUCAACUAGAAAAU
Morone saxatilis (striped sea-bass) is the source of this 10479-nucleotide messenger RNA. RefSeq names its product zinc finger protein 1035. The transcript has 4 exons. The coding region runs from base 1012 to 9351 and encodes 2779 amino acids. NCBI's taxonomy places the organism in Eukaryota, Metazoa, Chordata, Actinopteri, Moronidae. The record is from RefSeq and is a predicted model, not a curated record.